Messenger RNA from Gossypium raimondii (Peruvian cotton), 3324 nucleotides. RefSeq names its product receptor protein-tyrosine kinase CEPR1. Bases 237 to 3107 code for a protein of 956 amino acids. Gene Ontology annotation, molecular function: protein binding; protein kinase activity; ATP binding. Gene Ontology annotation, biological process: hormone-mediated signaling pathway; protein phosphorylation. The transcript has 2 exons. The record is from RefSeq and is a predicted model, not a curated record. NCBI's taxonomy places the organism in Eukaryota, Viridiplantae, Streptophyta, Magnoliopsida, Malvales, Malvaceae. Gene Ontology annotation, cellular component: plasma membrane.
UUGAUGUUAUUCCUCUACAUCAGCAAGUGGGUAUAAACUUAGAUCAAAAUCCUCUUUCUCAAAAAAUCACAAAUCACGAUAAAUAUCACAUGAGGAGUGUUGUCCAGGCAUAUUACCGCUGUACCAAAUAAUCCCCUCAACCAGCUUAUUUAUAUACCAUCUUCUUCACCUUCUUCUCUGAAACACCAGGUUUAAUUAACUACCACCUUUUCUCUUUUUUAUUUGUUGUUUGAAAUAUGGCAUCAAAAGCUGAUUUUCUCCUUCUAGCUGUGUUGUUUAGUUUUAUGUUUUUGUCUUGUCGAGCCAUGAAACAUGAUCAAUCCAAGUUCUUCAACUUAAUGAAAGCAUCUUUAUCGGGAAAGGCCUUAUCUGAUUGGGAUGUUAUUGGAGGGAAACCUUAUUGCAAUUUCACCGGAGUUAACUGCAACGAUCGAGGCUAUGUUGAAGUUCUUAACUUCACCGGCUGGUCACUGUCCGGCAUCUUUCCCGACGACGUGUGCUUUCAUCUGCCGGAGCUUCGUGUUCUGGAUAUCAGCCGCAACAAUUUCCAUGGCAACUUUCUGAACGGAAUCGUGAAUUGUUCUUCCCUGGAAGUGUUCAAUAUGAGUUCCAUAUAUUUAAGAACAAAGCUUCCGGAUUUCUCCAAACUGGUCUCUUUACGUGUUCUUGACUUGUCGUACAAUCGCUUCAUAGGCGAUUUCCCCAUGUCCAUAACUAAUCUUACCAAUCUCGAGGUGCUCUACUUUAAUGAAAACGAUAAAUUAAAGCCAUGGCAACUUCCGGACAACAUUUCCAGGCUUUCCAAGCUCAGAAUUAUGGUUUUCACGACAUGCAUGUUGUAUGGUCGGAUCCCAGCAUCAAUCGGAAACGCGACAUCGCUUGUUGAUCUCGAGUUGAGUGGGAAUUUCCUGUCCGGUCAAAUUCCUAAGGAGCUUGGAUUGCUGAAGAACUUGAAGCAGCUUGAACUGUAUUACAACCAGUACUUAUCUGGGACAAUACCCGAAGAACUUGGAAACCUGACAGAGCUUAUAGAUUUGGACAUGUCGGUGAAUCGAUUGAGUGGAAACAUUCCAGUGUCUAUAUGUCGACUUCCAAAACUUCAAUUCCUUCAGAUUUAUAACAACAGUCUUACAGGAGAAAUCCCUGGUGAAAUUGCAGAGUCAACAACUUUGACAAUCCUUUCACUUUAUGGAAACUACUUAUCGGGACAGGUUCCACGAAAUCUGGGGCGUUCGGCGCCUAUGAUUGCUCUCGACUUGUCGGAGAACAAUAUUACAGGUCCAAUACCGACAGGGGUUUGUCGAGGAGGUAAACUGUUGUAUUUGCUUAUGUUAGAUAACAAGUUUUCUGGGAACUUGCCUGAAAGUUAUGCAAACUGCAAAUCCCUUUUAAGGUUUCGAGUUUCUAAUAACCAUUUGGAGGGAUGGAUCCCUGAAGGACUGUUCGGUCUCCCACAUGUUUCGAUCAUUGAUUUAGCUGACAAUAGUUUCACGGGUCGUUUCCCAAAUUCAUUUGGAAAUGCUAGGAAUUUAUCCGAACUGUUCUUGCAGAACAAUAAGGUGUCUGGCUUUUUACCUCCUGGAAUCUCUGGAGCUGUCAACCUGGUCAAGAUUGACCUCAGCAACAAUCUUUUGUCUGGUUCAAUUCCUUCACAAAUUGGGAAUCUAAAGAAUCUGAAUUUACUUAUGUUGCAAGGUAACAAUCUCAGUUCUGGGAUCCCCGAAUCGUUUUCUUUGUUGAAAUCUCUUAAUGUUCUUGAUCUUUCCAACAAUCACUUGACUGGUAACAUUCCAGAGAGUCUGAGUGAGCUUUUGCCUAACUCCAUGAACUUUUCAAACAAUCAACUUUCUGGUCCAAUCCCUCUGUCAUUGAUUAAAGGAGGGUUGGUUGAAAGCUUUUCAGGCAAUCCAGGUCUUUGUGCUCCAAUCCAUGUCCAAAAUUUCCCCAUAUGUUCACACUUUUACAACCAAAAGAAGCUAAACUCGAUGUGGGCAAUCAUAGUUUCUGUCUUAGCCAUUACAAUUGCAGCUGUCUUGUUACUCAAACGUCGUUUGAGUAAACAAAGAGCUGUAAUGGAACAUGAUGAGACCUUGUCCUCAUCAUUCUUUUCAUAUGAUGUGAAAAGCUUCCAUAGGAUAUGUUUUAACCAACAUGAGAUCCUUGAAGCAAUGGUUGAUAAGAACAUUGUAGGCCAUGGAGGAUCUGGCACAGUGUAUAGAAUCGAAUUGCAGAACGGACAUGUUGUUGCGGUGAAGAAACUAUGGAGCAAAACAUAUAAAGACUCGGGUUCCAAAGAUCAGUUGGUUUUCGACAAAGGAUUGAAGACAGAGGUCGAAACUCUAGGAAACAUAAGGCACAAGAACAUAGUCAAACUGUAUAGUUACUUUUCGAACUUGGAUUGUAACCUGUUGGUUUAUGAAUACAUGUUGAAUGGUAACCUUUGGGAUGCUCUCCAUAAUGGAAGGUUCGAUCUGGAUUGGCCGAUUCGACAUCGAAUCGCACUCGGGGUUGCACAGGGUUUGGCAUAUCUUCACCAUGAUAUUUUGCCACCCAUCAUUCACCGAGACAUCAAGUCGACUAACAUCCUACUCGACGUCGAUUACCAUCCGAAAGUUGCAGAUUUCGGAAUAGCCAAGGUUUUGCAAGCUAGAGGAGGGAAAGAUUCUACCACUACUGUCAUUGCAGGCACCUAUGGCUACUUGGCCCCUGAAUAUGCAUAUUCAAAUAAAGCGACAACCAAGUGCGACGUGUAUAGUUUCGGAGUGGUCUUAAUGGAACUAAUAACCGGAAAAAAACCAGUGGAGACCGAUUUCGGAGAAAACAAGAACAUCGUGCUCUGGAUCUCGGCGAAACUGGAGACAAAGGAAGGUGUUGUGGAGGUGUUAGACAAGAAGUUGUCCAAGACAUUCAAGGAGGAAAUGGUUAAAGUUCUAAGGAUUGCAAUGCGGUGUACAUGCAAGAAUCCAUCACAACGUCCAACCAUGAACGAGGUUGUUCAGUUGUUGAUUGAAUCAGAGCCUUUCAGAUUAGAUUCUUCUUGUAAGUCACCAAGUAAGAUCAAAGAAGCAGCGAAUGCCAACAAAAUAAAGAACCAAUCAGAUAUAUGAUGUAGUUUUUAGGUAAAGUUAGCCACUAGUUUUUAAUAGAAUAGUAGGGAACCAAUCAUAAAGAACAAUUUAAGCUUUUUCUUUUCUAUAUACUUGAUAGGUGGGCUGUAGAUUCUCUCCAUCUUUUUUAUUUUGUUUCCAUCUCGUGUAAGGGACCAGGAAUUUUAAUCACUAUAGUUGCUUUAUGUAAUCAUUGAAUAGCUUUUCUUUCUCUUUA